AUGGGAGGCAUUCCAUGGAAAUCGAAAGGCUGCCGAAACUGUAAAAAGCGCAAAGUGAAAUGUGACGAGCAGCGGCCAGAAUGCGCGCGCUGCAUCAAGUAUGGCACCAAAUGUCUGGGAUACGAAAGGGACAGCCGAUUUGUGAUAUACAGUGCCUCGGCAAGCCCUCAGUGGGCAGCACAGCGAGUAGUCCAACCUCAGGCCUUGAACUACAUUGGGCCACAUGCUCUCCCGGCAGGCGUCACGGCUGGUCCCGCGAGGCGGGAACAGGUUUUGUCAACGUAUGUCGAGAUCUUUUUCCCCAGUGCGAUGGAAGCCAGAUCCAGUUUCGACCUUUGGUACUACCUGAUCUCCAACUUCUGUGCGUUACCGAGGAAGACCGAAAUGCUUGAAAGGUCGCUCUCUGCAUUGGCAUGCAUCUACUUGGGAAAAAAGAACCAUGACACCCGGAUGGUCAAAUAUGGAGUCCAGCUAUACAACUGGGCAAUCCGAGCUAUGGCACACAUGAUUGCUCGUGACGCGUACUGUGACGAUAUUAUUUAUACAACAGUCCUCUUCCAGGAGAUAGAGACGUACCACUGUCCUAAUGGACUACAGGGCUGGGUUUCUCACGUCGCGGGAACCAAUGCAAUCCUAAGCCACUUUCGGCGACGACCAGGCAAAGGCCUUCUGGUGGACACCAUAUACAAUGAAUAUCAAAAACAACGACUGGUAAUGUCCGCUCAAGGCAUCUACUUGAACAAAGAGGAGUUCGACUAUGUGACCCAACCGAGUGGUGGUAAUCCGACGAUUGAGUUGCUGCGUCUGUUUGCAUAUUUUACCCCGAUAGCGACCGCAAUCAAGAUGGCUCGUCCUGCGAAUCGCAAUACGUGCCGGAUGUUGCUUCGAAAAUGUCUCGCGCACAGACAGAAGGUGAUGAACUGGUAUGCGAAAAAUGUGAGAUGGGGCCCGGAACCAUGUGCCCCCGGGGAAAUCUUAACCACCAAGGUACCAUCAACAGAACCCCUUUUCGGAACGGCAUAUCGGUUUCAAUCAGCGGAUAAUGGGAAGAUUCAUACAACGUACUGGACGUUGCUCAUUAUCAUGCAUACCGUGAUCUCUCGAGCUCGAAGCCUGGUUGCUGCGUAUGAUAUUGAUCCAUUCAUGCCGGAUGUGGACGAGCAGUUCGGGGAUGCAGACUACGCGAUUGCGAACUACUACGGUGAUCAAAUUGCCCGAGCGAUACCGUAUCAUGUGCAGGCCAGCAUGAGAUCAUGGGGCAUCCACUCAGUCGCGUUUGCAUUUUGUCAGUGUGCGAAGACAUUUGUGGACUGCGCCAACAAAGAAAAGUUCGACUGGUCUCAGAAGGUUUUCACUGUGUUUGGACAAGCGGGCUUUGAAUCAGGGGCCCGUCUAGGGGAAGUGCUUGUGGGACUGUGGAUGAUGCACCAAUCCAAACUCGCGGGUAUGGUUGUAGCGGAAACUGAAAGAAGAAAUCCAACCCCGGGAACUCCUGAAGCAGUUCGGAAAAUGCAUGAUGUUGUCGGUGGCAUGAAAGAUAUGCCUGGUAUGUUAAGGAAAGCAGAGGAACAGGAGGCAGUCGCAUAG
Messenger RNA from Penicillium argentinense, 1587 nucleotides. Its product is annotated as Zn(II)2Cys6 transcription factor domain-containing protein. Gene Ontology annotation, molecular function: DNA-binding transcription factor activity, RNA polymerase II-specific; zinc ion binding. The record is from RefSeq and is a predicted model, not a curated record. NCBI's taxonomy places the organism in Eukaryota, Fungi, Ascomycota, Eurotiomycetes, Eurotiales, Aspergillaceae. Bases 1 to 1587 code for a protein of 528 amino acids. The transcript has 4 exons. Gene Ontology annotation, biological process: regulation of DNA-templated transcription.